AUGGAAUCCCCACUUACCCGCCGGAAUCCACCAACGCCGAUCCCCUCGCCACGCCUUGCUCGGAGCAGAAGUGGAAGUGAAAAUAAUUCAAUCACAAUCAACAGCAGCCAAAAAUUCAAUUCUGAGAGAUAUACUUCCCGAGCAAAAUCAACUACUAGAUCAUCAAGAAACACACAAAACGAAGAAAAUACGAAGAAACCAUCAUCAAAAUUACUUCAAAAAAAGUCUACUAAUAACAAUGAUGAUGAUAAUCGUAGCAGUAGUGGCAAAGAUGGGUUCGUUAGGUUCUUGCAGCGGGAAAAUCCACGUAAUUCUCAUGCAGCAACUACUAAUAAGAUGAUUGUAAAGGCGGCUUCAAAGUCCCCGUCAGCUUGGGCUUUAUCGCCAGGAAGGUCGACACUGUUUAAUGUGUUGCCGUCACCGGAGUUGUUGCCGUUUACUAUUGGCGGAGAAGAGAAAAAGAAGAAAGUCAAGAGUGGUGGCGGGGCAGUAAGUGGAGUUCUGAAGUACUUUAAGCAAAAGAAAUUGUGUUCAGUGCAAGAAAAAGAGUAUCUGAAAUUUAGGGUUUUGCAUAAUAGGCUAUUGCAAUGGAGAUUUGCUAAUGCCAAGGCUGAUGCUACUAUGGCCUACAUGAAGAAAAUUGCAGAGGAAAGGUUAUUCCAUGUUUGGCUAAGAAUCUUGAAUUUAAGGAAUAUGUUAUUAGAGAAGAGAACUCAAAUGGUGAAACUGAAGAAUGAGGUCAAAUUAUACCAAAUUAUUAAUCCACAAAUGAAUUUGCUGACUGAAUGGCCAAAAAUAGAGAAAAAAAAUUGUGAAGCAGUGAGCAGAGUGACCAGAAAACUGUCAGCAUUUUCUGUCAAGCUCCCUUUAGUAGAAGAGGCUAAGGGAGAUGUGGAAUCCAUACAUAAAGCUAUGAACACAGCUCUGGAAGUCAUGAAUGGCAUAGAAGCCACAAUUACUAAAUUCUUUUUUCAGGUGGAGAAAAUUUUGUAUCUGCUUACAGAGCUUACAACUAAACUAGAACAUCAAAAGGAGAGAUUGGGAGAAAUGGCAGAGAUUGUACUCUUGGUUUCUAAACUGUUGGCAUGGGAGAGAAGUGUCAGGGUACAGCUAAUACAAGUAGUGGAAGAACCAAGAAGCAAAGAGGGUCUUAACAAAAUGCAGUACCAUAUCCAAGCAAAUUAAUCAAUACAAAGAAGAGUGACGGAAUAAAAAGAAAAAAGAAAGACGAAAAAAGGAGGCGAGAUGGUAUGAUUAGAAAAUAUCGAAAUGGAUUUAAAAAAGAAAGCAAUCGGUAAUUGGUGGUUAAAAGAGCGGCUGUCACGUGACUCACGUCCCUCAGUUCCGUUCCUGAACAAUGUACAUUUGAUAAGUUAUGACAUGUAUAGCAUGAAAUAGUUUAGUAUUAGGCUUAGAAUACAAUUUUAUGUCUUUUAAAUAAAUGUAUACCAGCAUUUUCAAGAGUGAUUUUUAUGCCAUUUAGACAA
This is a messenger RNA of Mercurialis annua (annual mercury), 1487 nucleotides long. RefSeq names its product QWRF motif-containing protein 7. The transcript is spliced from 5 exons. NCBI's taxonomy places the organism in Eukaryota, Viridiplantae, Streptophyta, Magnoliopsida, Malpighiales, Euphorbiaceae. Gene Ontology annotation, cellular component: cytoplasm; nuclear microtubule; centrosome. Gene Ontology annotation, molecular function: microtubule binding. The record is from RefSeq and is a predicted model, not a curated record. The coding region runs from base 1 to 1185 and encodes 394 amino acids. Gene Ontology annotation, biological process: centrosome cycle; spindle assembly.